Messenger RNA from Aspergillus aculeatinus CBS 121060, 1002 nucleotides. RefSeq lists its product as uncharacterized. NCBI's taxonomy places the organism in Eukaryota, Fungi, Ascomycota, Eurotiomycetes, Eurotiales, Aspergillaceae. The transcript is spliced from 4 exons. Bases 1 to 1002 code for a protein of 333 amino acids. The record is from RefSeq and is a predicted model, not a curated record.
AUGGAGCAACAAUCCGUCGUGUCUGCGACUCGGAACCAGCAGGACCUGAUCGGGAGACGCAGCGCUAUCGAUGAAAGGAUCGCUUCAGAAAUUCAAAGUGCAACCACACACUUACAGAGUCUCAAGAAAGUGUUGGGAUGCGUUGAGACGCAGCACAGAGAGGUGCUCGGCCUCGAUGACCAGAUUCGGCGGAUGGAAGAACAGCGAGACCGUGAACAGUCGGGAUGUAUCUCUCUUCUUGCUCUCACCGAUCGCGACCUGCAACGCAGCUUCGGGAUUGUGGUUCGCGAGGAUGAUUAUGACUGGCUAGCCUUUCCAACUGACGUUCAUCCAUUGCCAGCCGAUUUCAAGCUCGAAGUCUCUGAAAUCAUGAAUAAAUACGCCUAUGAUCACUCAAACAUCGAUCAAUACAGCCCGCUCGGUUGGAUUCUUCUACAGAUUGCCCACGCAGUGAACACCGUCCUGGGGGUCAAGACCGGCAUGAUGAAUCUCGCGCACAACACGGACCUGCUGCAUACCUUUGCGCAACACAAGAGCAUGACUCUUGCUGGCCGGGCGGACUACACCCUCUGGUACCGCGACCCGGAAAUCGCUCGCAUCCAUCUGGUGGUGGUCGAGGCCGAUCCCGACAAGCCGGAAAAGCAGGCAGAGACGCGGGCUAUAGCUUACAUGCUCAUGGUUCAAGAAUCCCGUUGGCAGGCCUGCGACAUGCUUGCCGUGGUCUACGGCCUUGUCCACGAUGAGAACAGCCGUACCUUGACAUUCCUCCGUCUGGACACCACAAGAAAGAUCCAACGCACGACCGAACGUUGGGAAUUCUUUUCUUCAACCAGGGACUUCGCCAUCACAUCAAUUCUGUGGAAUAUCUUCAGGGAGGCGCGGAUGUAUGAGGAUAGCUCGAUGGAUCCAGACUACGAGGAUAGUCUCCGGGACCCAGACUUUGAGGGUUCUUCCACUUGCACCGGGAGGGAUAAGGAGGACCUGACCUUAAGUGACUGCUGA